AUGUCAUAUUUGAUUAAAUUCAAAAGCAAUCUUAUAAAUCAUAUAGGUGACUUAACGCAUAACCGUCAUCCAGAAUAUGUUUCUCGACAAUUUGAGCAAGAAUGGAUUAUAUACCAACGUAUUUUAAAUCGAACUAAUGUCACACAAUAUACAGCAUGGCUUGAUAUGAGAGGAAAUCAUGAUGUAUAUAUGGAUCCAGAUUCACAAUCUAGUAAAAGUCUUUAUCGUAUUUAUUCUCAUCAAGGAAUUUCACAUAAAGCUUCAUACCAAUAUACAUUAACAACAAGUGAUAAUGACACUUAUUCAUUUGUUAGCAUUGAUAUGUGUCAAAGACCAGGUAUUGGUGCUCCACUGAAUUUUCUUGGUUAUAUAUCCAAAGAAGAAUUGAAAAAUAUAAAAAAGUUAUCUGAACAAACUCGAAAUUCUAAUACAACGAUAUUUUUUGGUCAUUAUCCCUUAUCAUUUACUUAUUCAAAAGGAGUAAAUGAAUUAAUGCGUCAUGGUAUUGUUUAUUUAAAUGGUCAUCUGCAUUCCAGUGUUAAAAAUUUAUAUGCUCGGCAUUCUGAUGGAUUACUUGAACUUGAAUUAGAAGAUUGGAAAAGAAAUCGACGAUUUCGCAUAGUAACAAUCGAUUCAGGCAUAUUAUCAUUUGAAGAUUUUCGUUUUGAUCAACCAAUUUAUCCUGUUAUAUCAAAUCCAAAAGCAGCUAAGUUUAAAACACCUAGAGAACCACUUGAUCGUCUAAGUCAAAGUACACAUAUUCGAGUUGUUGUUUUUUCCAAAUGGCCAAUUGUUGAUGUCAAUGUUUCGAUUGAUUCAAAAUAUUUGGGUAAUGCAACACAAUCAAUUGAUAAUAAAAAUUUAUAUGUAUUACCAUGGGAUGCAAAUUUUUAUAAUGAUGGUCAUCUUCAUAAAUUAAAAAUUGAAAUUAAAGAUAAUCAAAAUAAUAGAAUUAACACUGAAAAUGAAUUUUCUCUUUCAACAACUACAAUAACCGUAUGGACUCGAUCAAAAUUUGUUUUGUCUAUUCAUUGGCCAACUAUUUGGUUGCUUCCUAUUACUGGCGCUUUGUUUUUAUAUAUUAUUGCCUUCAUGUUUUUUCGAUAUAGUGUAAAACGAACGGCAUCAUGUUGUGAUAUUGGUUUUACUCUAUGGAACAUAAUUCGUUUACCAAUGAUGGUUCUAUGUUCGGUGGAUUUGUUUUAUUAUUCAUUAACAGGUUUAGCAUUAUAUCAUUUUAUUGGUCCAUGGUAUAUUGGAUACCUUACAAAUGGUUAUAUCGGUGCCAUUUUUUUUUGGGGUACGAUUAUUAGAGGAAUAUACCUUCCGCCUGAUAUGCAAUUAUAUGUGGGAUCUGUUCAAUUAGUCUUAUUUUUCUUUCCAUUAACAUUAUGUUUAUGUGCAUCAUGUUAUUCUCGUUAUAUUCUACUUCAAUCGAGAAUAAGUGUUGCUGAAUCGCAGUGUAAUCGUGUACUUCGAAUAUUUACUGUCUAUAUUCUAUUUGGUUAUACAGUUCUAUUUGUUUUAUAUUGGUCAUUUGUAUCAACAGCAUCAUAUAAAUUAGCAUUCAUAAUAUCACCAUUUGGUUUACCAUUAGCGAUAUUUUCGUUAUUUCUUUAUGUAAAAUCAAAACGAUUAAAAAUGAAAGAUUUUAAAAUUCAAUUAGUAAAAACUGACAAUGAUAAUUCAGUAAGUGAAAAUAUUAUUGAAGUUGAUGAGUGUCGAUGUAUUUCGAUAGGAACCAGAACUGCAAUAAAAGAUGAUUAA
Molecule: messenger RNA, 1767 nt
Organism: Rotaria sp. Silwood2
Lineage: Eukaryota; Metazoa; Rotifera; Eurotatoria; Philodinida; Philodinidae
Source: the annotation of a GenBank genome assembly